CGCGCCCGCCUGCCCGCGGCGAUGGAGGGGCUUCCCAAGGUCCACUCGGACACCCACCUCGGCGAGGGCGUGUCCGCGACCCCUUCCGUGGUCCCGUCGAGGACCGACGACGACGAGUUCGCCGCGGAUGCCGACCCCGCGCUGGGCGCUCUGGCCGGCAAGCUCCACAGGUUCGCGGUGCGAAACCAUCGAUUUUUCGCCGGGUUCGCCGCGGCCAAGUACACCAAGCACGGCCCCGGCGCCCUCUUCGUCUUCGGCAACAGCGGGUUGGAGCACACGCUCGCGGAGGAGGGCGACGGCGAGUUGUACGAGGAGGCGACGUCGUGCGAGCGACAGGCGGUGUUGGUGUGGGGGGGCAUCACCGACAGGGCCGCGGCCGACUGCGCUCUGGAGGACUUCACGAAACGGUGCGUCUCGGUGGACGCCGCGACGCUUCGACGAUCGGUGAAAGACGGGUGCGACAGGACCGCGUUCCCGCUCGUGCUGUGCGCGGGGCUCGAGUACGCCACGGAUGACGUGCGGGAGGGGCUGAGGCCGCCGCGGUGGAAGAAGAAGGACGGGGAGGGCAAGCGGGGGGGCGAGCGGGGGGGCAAGCGGGGGGGCAAGGGCGAGUACCCCGGCGAAGGGGGUUGCGCGGUGCUCAGCGUGCAGUACGGGGACUUCAGGGCGGCGCUUACGAUGGGGCUGACGAUGGGGCUGGAGGACGCGCUCGUGGUGGAGCUCGACAGGGAGGAGGAUUGACGGACAGAUCGCUUUUCACAUCGAACCCGUUAACGUU
Molecule: messenger RNA, 778 nt
Organism: Micromonas commoda
Lineage: Eukaryota; Viridiplantae; Chlorophyta; Mamiellophyceae; Mamiellales; Mamiellaceae
Exons: 1
Coding region: 22-741 (239 amino acids)
Source: RefSeq, a predicted model, not a curated record